Molecule: messenger RNA, 2432 nt
Organism: Triticum aestivum (bread wheat)
Lineage: Eukaryota; Viridiplantae; Streptophyta; Magnoliopsida; Poales; Poaceae
Product: fatty acyl-CoA reductase 2, chloroplastic
Exons: 9
Coding region: 310-2151 (613 amino acids)
Biological process (GO): long-chain fatty-acyl-CoA metabolic process; suberin biosynthetic process
Cellular component (GO): intracellular membrane-bounded organelle
Molecular function (GO): alcohol-forming very long-chain fatty acyl-CoA reductase (NADP+) activity
Source: RefSeq, a predicted model, not a curated record
GCCAUAUUUGUCUGCCCGGCCGGCGGCAAAAAAGAUCAUUUCGGUCGAUAGCUAGCCCCCUGCUCGAGCCCCAUGCAUGCAACUUCUUCGCAGCCUCCCUCCACCCCGGCCCCUGCCGAUCAGCUCCACCAUCACAGAGCCUUGUAGGUGACUUACUCGCCUGGUGAUUAGCAGGCAGGAAGUAGCUGGUUUCUAACCCGGCGCACCGGCCACCUACUCGCCAUCUCCUCCGGCUCUACACCGCGGCAGCGGCAUCGAUCGAUUUACCCUCUGCGCGUACCUAGCCCGUACCUGACCCUCCUUGGCGCCAUGGGGAGCUCGUGCGUGAACCUCUCCCGCGCCGUCGCGGCCGCGAGGCGCCCGGGCUUCGCCACCGCCGGUGGCGCCGGCGGCCACGGGAGGAGCGUGGUUGCAUUGUCGUCGUCGUCGUCGUCGAGGAGGCGCACCGCGGCUGACGGUGGCGUGUCGUGCGGCAUCGCCAACGGGUACCUGGGCGGCUCCUCGGGCGGGUCGCGGCCGCCUUCCUUGCCGGUGCACGGCAAGAGCUCCGGGCCCGGUUCGGCGCGGGAGGCGGGUGGUGAUCACGAUCGCGCUGACGGGCUCGGGAUCCAGGAGUUCCUUGGCGGCAAGAACUUCCUCAUCACCGGCGGGACCGGCUUCCUAGCAAAAGUUCUGAUCGAGAAAAUCUUGAGGACGAACCCUGACGUGGGCAAGAUGUACGUGCUGAUCAAGGCCAAGGACAGCGAGACGGCACUGCAGAGACUGCAAAAUGAGGUGGUAGACACGGAGCUGUUCAAGCGCCUGCAGGAGAUCCACGGGGACGACUACCACGGAUUCAUAACCAGGAAGCUUGUCCCCGUAGUUGGCGACGUCCGGGAGGCCAACAUCGGCAUUGCCCCCGAGCUGGCCGAUGAGAUCGCGGAGCGGGUGGACAUCAUCGUCAACUCCGCCGCCAACACCACCUUCGACGAGAGGUAUGAUGUUGCCAUGGACAUCAACACCGUGGGGCCGUUCCGGAUAAUGAGCUUCGCGCAUCGGUUUCGAAGGCUGAAGCUCUUCCUGCAAGUGUCGACAGCGUAUGUGAACGGGCAAAGGCAGGGUGUCGUGCUGGAGAAGCCAUUUCAGUUGGGUGACACCAUAGGGAAAGAGUCAGCUGGAUCCUCGGAUUCUUCGGAGCAGCACAAGAACGCCGUGCUGGACAUCGAGGCGGAGAUCAAGCUGGCCUUCGACUCGAGAAGGCGACCCGACGAUGACUCGGCUUCUUUCUCUCAGGAGAUGAAGGAUCUAGGGCUAGAGAGAGCGAAGCUCCAUGGGUGGCAAGACACCUAUGUGUUCACCAAGGCCAUGGGGGAGAUGGUGAUCAACAGCAUGCGAGGGGAGAUCCCCGUGGUCACCAUCAGGCCCAGCGUCAUUGAGAGCACCUGGAGAGACCCCUUCCCGGGCUGGAUGGAAGGGAACAGGAUGAUGGACCCUGUCGUCCUCUACUACGGCAAAGGCCAGCUGAGCGGGUUCCUCGCCGAUCCGGCCGGAGUCCUAGACGUGGUUCCGGCGGACAUGGUGGUGAACGCGACGCUGGCGACGAUGGCGAAGCACGGGCGGGCGGCGGAGGGGGGAAUGCACGUGUACCACGUGGCCUCGUCGACGGUGAACCCGCUGGUGUUCGGCGACCUGAGCCGGUUCCUGUUCCAGCACUUCACGCGGAGCCCCUACAGCGAUGCGGCGGGGCAGCCCAUCGCCGUGCCGCCCAUGCGCCUCUUCGACACCAUGGAGCAGUUCGCCAGCUACGUCGAGACGGACGCGCUGCUGCGGAGCGCCAGGGCCGGCGUCCCCGCCGGCGAGCGCCUCUCCCAGCGCCUCCAGGAGCUCUGCGCCAAGUCCGUCGAGCAGACCAUCCACCUCGGCAGCAUCUACCAGCCCUACACCUUCUACACCGGCAGGUUCGACAAUGGCAACACGGAGGAGCUCAUGGCAGAGAUGUCGACAGAGGAGAAGGCGGUGUUCCACUUCGACGUGAGGAGCAUCGACUGGACGGAUUACAUCACCAACGUCCACAUCCCAGGGCUCAGGAAGCACGUCAUGAAAGGGAGGGGCAUCGCUGCGGAAUCGCCACCCUCCACGGUGCUCGCCGCCACCUCCACCUCCACGGAGUGAACCCACUGCCUUCACACCGAACAUGGAAAUGCGCCGCAGCGUGUACACUAGAGUUAGAUUGUAUCAUGUGCCUAAGUACGUGAUCCACUGAAGAAACACAUUUGGCUAUGUGUUAGCAGCAACUUAACUAAGGUUGAUGUCAUUCUGUCGAUUGAUUCUGCAUUAUAGACCUGUUUGUCCUAAACAACAGAAAAUACUUGUUCUCCUCUCUGCAUGUAAUUUCUUAUCGUGUAUUUGUGGGAAAACAAAGCUUUGGAAAUACUGAAAUAUGAUUUAAUUAA